This is a messenger RNA of Lagopus muta (rock ptarmigan), 2512 nucleotides long. RefSeq lists its product as uncharacterized. The record is from RefSeq and is a predicted model, not a curated record. The transcript has 2 exons. NCBI's taxonomy places the organism in Eukaryota, Metazoa, Chordata, Aves, Galliformes, Phasianidae. The coding region runs from base 1 to 915 and encodes 304 amino acids.
AUGAGGUCUAUGGGGUCAAUGGGGUUUCUAUGGGGUCAAUGGGGUCUCUAUGGGGUCUCUAUGAGGUCUAUGGGGUCACUGGGGUCUCUAUGGGGUCACUGGGGUCCUCUAUGGGGUUUCUAUGUGAUUUCUCUAUGGGGUCUCUAUGAGGUCUAUGGGGUCAAUAUGGGGUCUAUGGGGUCACUGGGGUCUUUAUGGGGUCAAUGGGGGCUAUGGGGACUAUGGGGUCUCUAUGGGGUCUCUAUGGGGUCUGUAUGGGGUCAAUGGGGUCUCUAUGGGGUCAAUGGGGGCUAUGGGGACUAUGGUGUCUCUAUGGGGUCACUGGGGUCUCUAUGGGGUCUCUAUGGAGUCUCUAUGAGGUCUAUGGGGUCAAUAUGGGGUCUAUGGGGGCUAUGGGGUCUUUGUGGGGUCUAUGGGGUCAAUGGGGUCUCUAUGAGGUCUAUGGGGUCAAUGGGGUCUCUAUGGGGUCAAUGGGGUCUAUGGGGGCUAUGGGGUCUGUAUGGGGUCAGUGGUGUCCCUAUGGGGUCUCUAUGGGGUCUAGGGGGGGUUUAUGGGCUCUAUGGGGUCUCUAUGGGGUCUAUGGGGUCAAUAUGGGGUCUAUGGGGUCAAUGGGGGUCUCUAUGGGGUCUCUGUGGGGUCUCUAUGAGGUCAAUGGGGUCUCUAUGGGGUCUCUAUGGGGUCUAUGGGGUCAAUAUAAGGUCUAUGGGGGCUAUGGGGCCUCUUUGGGGUCAAUGGGGUCUCUAUGGGGUUUCUAUGAGGUCUAUGGGGUCAAUGGGGUCUCUAUGGGGUCAAUGGGGUCUAUGGGGGCUAUGGGGUCUGUAUGGGGUCAGUGGGGUCCCUUUGGGGUCUCUAUGGGGUCUAGGGGGGGUUUAUGGGCUCUAUGGGGUAUCUAUGGGGUCAAUGGGGUCUCUAUAGUGUCAAUGGGGUCUCUAUGGGGGCUAUGGUCCCUAUGGGGUCUCUAUGGGGUCAAUGGCGUCAAUGGGGUCUCUAUGGGGUCUGUGGGGACUGUAGGGUCAAUAUGGGUCUCUAUGGGGUCUCCAUGGGGUCACUGGAGUCUCUAUGGGGUCACAGGGGGCUCUAUGGGGUCUCUAUGAGGUCUAUGGGGUCACUGGGGUCUCUAUGGGGUCACUGGGGUCUUUAUGGGGUCAAUGGGGUCUCUAUGGGGUCACAGGGGGCUCUAUGGGGUCUCUAUGGGGUCUAUGGAGUCAGUGGGGUCUGUAUGGGGUCUCUGGGGUCUCUAUGGGGUCUCUAUGAGGUCUAUGGGGUCAAUAUAAGGUCUAUGGGGGCUAUGGGGUCUCUAUGGGGUCUAUGGGGUCUCUAUGGGGUCACUGGGGUCUCUAUGGGGUCUCUAUGAGGUCUAUGGGGUCAAUGGGGUCUCUAUGGGGUCAAUGGGGUCUCUAUGGGGUCUGUGGGGACUGUACGGUCAAUAUGGGUCUCUAUGGGGUCUCUGGGGUCAAUAUGGGGUCUAUGGGGGCUAUGGGGUCUCUAUGGGGUCAAUGGGGUCUCUAUGGGGUCUCUAUGGGGUCACUGGGGUCUCUAUGGGGUCACUGGGGUCUCUAUGGGGACUAUGGGGUCUGUAUGGGGUCAAUGGGGUCUCUAUGGGGUCUCUAUAGGGUCAAUGGGGUCUCUAUGGGGGCUAUGGGGUCUCUAUGGGGUCUCUAUGAGGUCUAUGGGGUCAAUAUGGGGUCUAUGGGGGCUAUGGGAUCUCUAUGGGGUCACUGGGGUCUUUAUGGGGUCAAUGGGGUCUCUAUGGGGUCACUGGGGGGGUCUCUAUGGGGUCUCUAUGAGGUCAAUGGGGUCACUGGGAUCUCUAUGGGAUCUCUAUGGGGCCUGUGAGUUCUAUGGGGUCUCUAUGGGGUCUCUAUGAGGUCUAUGGGGUCAAUGGGGUCUCUAUGAGGUCUCUAUGGGUCCCUAUGGUUCUCUAUGUGUCCCUAUGGGUCCCUAUGGCUCUCUACGGGUCCCUAUGGGUCUCUAUGGGGUCUCUAUGAGUUGCCCAGUGGGUUGUAUGUGUCUCCAUGGUGUUCUAUGGGGUUCUAUAGGGCUCUAAGGGUCUAUAUGGGGUUGUACGGUUCUCUAUGGGUCUCUAUGGGGUGUCUAUGGGGCUCUAUGUGUCCCUAUGGGGCUCUAUGGGUCUCUAUGGGGCUCUAUGUUUCUCUAUGUUUCUCUAUGGGGUCUCUAUGGGGUUCUAUGGGUGUCUAUGGGCCUCUAUGGGUCCCUAUGGGUCUCUAUGUUGUCUCUAUGGGGUCUCUAUGGGUCCCUAUGGGCCUCUAUGGGUCCCUAUGGGUCUCUAUGGGGCUUCUGUUGGUGUCUAUUGGUUUCUAUGGGUUCCGUAUGGGGGCUCUAUGGGUCUCUAUGUGUCCCUAUGGGGCUCUAUGGGUCCCUAUGGGGCUCUAUGGGUCUCUAUGGGGUCUCUAUGUUUCUCUAUGUGUCUCUAUGGCGUCCCAAUGCGUCCCUAUGGGUUCCCUAUGGGCUGCCGUUUCUCCUCCCGGCCGCCAGGCGGCGCUGUUGUUUC